Molecule: messenger RNA, 906 nt
Organism: Dictyostelium discoideum AX4
Lineage: Eukaryota; Evosea; Eumycetozoa; Dictyosteliales; Dictyosteliaceae
Exons: 2
Coding region: 1-906 (301 amino acids)
Source: RefSeq, a predicted model, not a curated record
AUGGUUCAUCAAUAUUUUGUCAAACCUCAAACGACUAAAAAAAAAUCAGAGAAUUAUGAAUCAUUGUCAGUUGAUGAUUCGGACCCAAUAUACAUCAACACUACUGAUACUGUCACACUUUCAUUUGCAACUAACACCAGAUAUAUUAAUUCUCAGAAAGGAAUGGUUGGAUUUGUUGACGCAACCCCAAGCACAGUGGAUGGUUUACUUGAACCAUUUCUAGAGUGCUCAUUUCUUAAAGAAAACUAUGAUCUAAUCAAAGACAAUGAUGACGUUCUUUUCUAUUCAUAUUGUAUUCGCCAAAAAGCUGAAAAUAAAAAUGGUGGGAAACGUGUAACUUACAAGAAGGCCAACGAUUUCAUUGUGGAGCAUUUUGCAAAUAAUAUCACAUCAUUAAAUUUCCUAUUCAGUCCAGAACUCAGAAAUUAUCUUACAAGGGUUACAGAUGACUCAGAAAAAGAUCAACAUUACAAAUGUUAUGAAGAAUUUCACAAAAUGGUUGUUUAUGUCCACAAGUUAAACAAUGACUGCCCUAAAAAGUUCAGAUCCCAUCUAGUCAAUCUAUUCACCAGAAACAAAUUCAGUGGCAAAAGUCAAGUAUUGAUGAACAAGUACAAUAAUAUAGUUAUGUAUAUUAAUCAACAUGGACUCAAAACCACUGCAUCUAUACCAAACCCAACUCCAUCUGAAAAUGGUAACACGCCAAAAUUAACUCCAUCGCAAACUGUUGAUGAAGAGACUGAUGAGGAAACCGAAGAUGAAGAUAGAAUUCAAGAAGAAAAUUAUGGUAGCAAAACAUCAAAUUGUAAGCAAUCAAGUCAAAGCUCUCAUUCCACAACUAAAAAGAGUGUUCUAUCCAAUUUCAAAAUUGGUUAUCAAGCUCCAGAGCCAAAUCGAGUUUACUAG